AUGGCCACCAAGUCCAAAAUCUUCUUCGUCAUGGAGUACGUCAGGGGCGGCGAGUUGUUCGCCAAGGUCGAAAAGGGGAAACUCGACGAGGACCUCGCCCGCCGCUACUUCCAGCAAUUGAUCAGCGCAACCGACUAUUGCCACAGCCGGGGAGUCUCCCAUCGGGAUUUGAAGCCGGAGAAUCUGUUGCUGGACGAGAACGGGAACCUCAAGAUCUCCGAUUUCGGACUCUCCGCGCUCCCGGGUCAGCGCUGGAACGACGGGUUGCUCCAUACCCAGUGUGGGAUCCCUGCCUACGUGGCGCCGGAGGUUCUCUGGAAGAAAGGGUACGACGGGGCGAAAGCCGAUAUUUGGUCCUGUGGGGUAAUCCUCUUCGUCUUGCUCUCCGGCUAUUUGCCCUUCCUCCACGAGAAUUUGAUGAAGGUGUAUGUGAAGAUUUUCAAGGCCGAUUACAAGAUCCCCAAUUGGAUUUCGAAAGACGCUAGGGAUUUGAUUUCCAGGCUUCUGGUGGUGGACACGAAGAGGCGAAUUUCGAUUCCGGAGAUUAUGGAGAAUCGAUGGUUCAAGGUUGGGGAAGAAGGAGGAAGAAGAUGGAAGAUAGGGUUUGUUUGGGUUUGA
This is a messenger RNA of Linum tenue, 618 nucleotides long. The record is from the annotation of a GenBank genome assembly. NCBI's taxonomy places the organism in Eukaryota, Viridiplantae, Streptophyta, Magnoliopsida, Malpighiales, Linaceae.